Messenger RNA from Orbilia oligospora ATCC 24927, 1395 nucleotides. RefSeq lists its product as uncharacterized. The transcript has 4 exons. Gene Ontology annotation, molecular function: phosphatidylinositol N-acetylglucosaminyltransferase activity. Bases 1 to 1395 code for a protein of 464 amino acids. Lineage: Eukaryota; Fungi; Ascomycota; Orbiliomycetes; Orbiliales; Orbiliaceae. The record is from RefSeq and is a predicted model, not a curated record. Gene Ontology annotation, cellular component: glycosylphosphatidylinositol-N-acetylglucosaminyltransferase (GPI-GnT) complex. Gene Ontology annotation, biological process: GPI anchor biosynthetic process.
AUGUCCUACAAUAUAGCGAUGGUUUCGGACUUCUUCUUUCCCCAGCCUGGAGGCGUUGAAAGUCAUAUCUACCAGGUUUCUAGCAAACUAGUUGAUCGGGGGCACAAGGUCGUCAUCAUCACACAUUCAUAUGGCGACCGUACGGGAGUCCGAUACCUCGCAAAUGGCAUUAAGGUUUACUAUGUCCCAUUCUGGGUCGUCUAUCGAGAGUCCGCGCUACCAACAGUAUUCUCUUUUUUCCCAAUAUUACGCCAGAUUGUCCUUCGGGAACGGAUCGAUAUUGUACAUGGUCACGGUAGCUUGUCCGCCUUUUGUCAAGAGGGUCUAUUACAUGCCAAGACCAUGGGAUUGAAAACUUGUUUUACGGAUCACAGCUUGUUUGGAUUUGCGGAUGCAGCUAGUAUCCUCACAAACAAGCUGCUAAAGUUUACAUUGAGCGAUGUAGACCAUGUUAUUUGCGUUUCCCAUACCUGUAAGGAAAACACUGUUCUUAGAGCGGCAUUGGACCCGUUCACUGUUUCAGCCAUACCGAAUGCCUUGGUCUCUAAAGACUUUAGGCCAGCUGAUUCCCCUCCACCUACUUCUACGAUUACAAUUGUUGUGAUAUCUCGCUUGUUCCCGAACAAAGGCUGCGAUUUGCUCGUUGCCACAAUACCACGCAUUUGUGCCCAGCACGAAAACGUCAGAUUUCUUAUCGGUGGUUCGGGGCCCAAGGCUAUUGAUUUGGAACAGAUGAUUGAAAAGAAUGUCUUACAGGAUCGGGUCGAGAUGCUCGGGCCAAUCCGGCAUGAGGAUGUCCGGAACGUCAUGAUAAGAGGUCAGAUAUAUUUGCACGCUUCGUUAACCGAAGCCUUCGGGACAGUUAUCGUUGAGGCAGCCUCCUGUGGCCUCUAUGUUGUAUGCACUCAGGUCGGCGGUAUUCCGGAGGUACUACCGAGGGAAAUGACCGUUUUCGCAAAACCGGAGGAAGAUGAUAUUGUUGCGGCAACUUCGAGGGCAAUUCAUGCUAUCAAAUCUGGCACAGUUCGGCCAGAAAUGUUCCACGACCAAAUCAGGCAAAUGUACUCAUGGACCGAUGUCGCGGAGCGAACUGAAAAGGUCUACGACGGGAUCAUGAGGCUUCGAAGCUCACGCCUUAUUGAUCGACUUAAGCGUUAUUAUGGAUGUGGAGUUUGGGCAGGAAAACUGUUUGUUCUCUGCGCAGUCAUUGACUACCUCCUCAUGAUGUUCUUAGAGUUUUGGUGGCCGAGACGGAACAUAGACGUUGCGAGGGACUGGCCGAGAAAGCGGGUAGUCCGAAAGGAGAGUCCUUCACAAACCGACGCUGAGGGCAGUCCCGUUGUCGGCCCGGAAGAAAGAAACGGCUGGGUAUCGGAUAUGCAAGACCAAGAAUGA